Molecule: messenger RNA, 992 nt
Organism: Delphinapterus leucas (beluga whale)
Lineage: Eukaryota; Metazoa; Chordata; Mammalia; Artiodactyla; Monodontidae
Source: RefSeq, a predicted model, not a curated record
GCAGACGCCCACCCCUUCUCCUCCCUGUGCAGCCUGGAAACCAUUGCCGAGGAGCCAGCCUGGGGUUCUGGCCCCCCACCGCUGGGGGCCGUCUCCCCCAGCCACGCCCCUGGAGGGCCCCAGUGCUCUGCAGGGCCCGGCACCAGCUCGGCGAGCCCCCCAAGGGCGGCUCUGGGAGCUUCCAGGCCCCUCCAGCUCGGGACCGGGAGCCAAGGGAACGCUGAGCCAGCCCCCGAAAGCAGGCAGUCGGCGUGCCACGGCGGGGGCCCUGCUGGGGCCUGCAAGGGGGCCCCCGGUAGCCAGACGGACGGCAGGGGCCACCCCCGGGCUCUGGGCCACGUGCUCAGAAGGGCCAAGAGCGAGGGGCAGGUGCCCUCGGAGUCCCUGGGUGGACGGUGGCCCCUGGCCAGGCCCCGCCCUGUCGUGUCCUUGGAUGCCACUGGCGGUGACCAGCUAUGGCAGCCGCUGGAGCCAAGCAGCCACUGUGGCAGCGUGUCCUCGUCCUCCAGCCUGUCGUCUGGUGACACGGUCAUCGACCUCUCCCUGCAGGGCCUGGGCUUGGGACUUGAGAGCCUCCCAGGGGCCCCGGCAGGACGCCUGCCCCUGUGGCCCUGCUUGGCCUCGGCCGCCUGCCUGGACCUGCCCGCUGUGACCAAGAGCAAAUCCAACCCCAACCUGCAGGCUGCUGGCCAGCUGCCUGUGGGGCCUGACGAGCUGCAGCCCCACCCCCUGGCCCCAUGGCCACCCUGGGCCCACCACCUCCUGGUGGGCCUCCCGGACUGCACUGUGGCUGCCAAGUCCAAGAGCCUCGGGGACCUGACCGUGGACGACGUUGCCCCCCCGCGUGGAGAUCCCGGGCCGCGGCCUGGGCCUGGCUGGGGAGAGGCUGGCAGGGCGGGGGGGCGCGGCUGGACGCCCUGACGGAGCAGCUGCGUAGGCUCACGGGGUUCCAGCAGGCUGGGGGCAUCACGUUGCCCACCAGCGGGGCCCCG